Hippoglossus stenolepis (Pacific halibut) is the source of this 1013-nucleotide messenger RNA. Its product is annotated as motilin receptor-like. The record is from RefSeq and is a predicted model, not a curated record. Gene Ontology annotation, biological process: G protein-coupled receptor signaling pathway; hormone-mediated signaling pathway. Lineage: Eukaryota; Metazoa; Chordata; Actinopteri; Pleuronectiformes; Pleuronectidae. Gene Ontology annotation, cellular component: plasma membrane. Gene Ontology annotation, molecular function: growth hormone secretagogue receptor activity. The coding region runs from base 136 to 897 and encodes 253 amino acids. The transcript has 3 exons.
CUUGACCAUUCCUCUCAGUGUUGGCUGUGAUCGAGCGUCAUAGGAAAGCCAUCAGUGUGCGUCAGGUCUGUGGAACCUGGGACACACACACCUCUCCCCUGCAGGUUUCUCCGUCCUGCUCCCACCUGAGCCGUCAUGGAUCUAAUGGAGGAGGGAAACGUGAGCUGUGGAGUUAAAAACUGUAGCACGCCAGGCUUCCAGGGAAACUGCUCCAACCAAGACUGUCAGGAGGAGGAAACAAUGUCUGGAUCGAUCUUGUUAGUGUGUUUGACUGUGAUUGUGGUUCCACUGAUAAUCUUCGGCCUUCUUGGAAACACACUGACCCUUCUGGUGGUUUGGCUUCGCCCAAACAUGAGAAGCUCCGCCUACCUCUACCUGAGCAGCAUGGCUGUUAGUGACCUGCUGAAUCUCCUGCUGCUGGCUCUGGGUCUAUUUGAGCUCUGGACACAGAAGUUAGGAGUCUUCGGCUUUAAGCUGACCAUGUUCCUCUCAGAGGGCUGCACCUUCUGCACCAUCCUCCACAUCACCUUUCUCUCCCUGGAGAGGUACCUGGUUGUCUGCUGGCCAAUCACCUCCAAGACGCUGGUGACAUGUCGCAGAACCAGGGCUCUGAUUGGUUGCCUCUGGGUGGGAGCGGCUGUCAGUGCAGCAACAUUUUUGGUCAUGAUGAACUCAUUCUCCUCAGGCCUCUGGUUGGCCAGGUUGAUUAUCACCAACCUGUAUGUCCUGGUACCCAUGUGCAUCCUGGGACUGGUCUACAUCCUGAUUGGACGGACUCUGAGGCUCCGUCCACAAAGAAGCCGUAAAGACAAGAGUCACCGACACGCAGUCAAGAUGCUGGGUGAGAAACACAAUCCAACACACACACCCUUAGGUUCUGAAUUUAGCUUUUACUAAAUACAACUGACAAAGGCUGACGAACAGAUUUAAUACUUUGUCUUCAUCUCGGCUUGCACAUCUGGAGCCAGAGUCGGAGCUGUAUCAUCCAAUAGAAAAUCAAAACUCACCAGUUU